AUGGCCAACAGCAGCAGCAGCAGCAGCAGCAACAGGAGAAGGAGCCCUACCAACGGCCGCAGCAGCAGCAGCAACAACAACUGCAGCAGCCAGCAAGCGAGCAGCAGCAACCAGCAGCAGCAGCAGCAGCAACAGCAGCAACAGGAGCAGGAGCCUUACCAACAGCCGCAGCAGCAGCAGCAACAACAACUGCAGCAGCCAGCAAGCGAGCAGCAGCAGCGUCGGCAGCAACUGGAAGAGCAGCAGCAGCAGCAACAGCAGCAGCAGCAACAGCAACAGCAGUAUAGUAGCAGCAGCAACAACAACAGCAGCAACACGAAGGUAACAGCAGCAGCAGCAACAGCAACAGCAGCAGCAACAGCAUCACCAACCUACCAGCCGACAGCAGCAGCAACAGCAGCAGCAGCAGCAGCAGGAUGGGGGGCCCAGCACCAGCAACAGCAGCAGCAGCAGCAGCAGCAGCAGCAGCAAACAGAAAGAGAAAAGCAGAGGCUGAGGAUGAGGGUGCUGAGGGGAGCAGCAGCAGACGAAGAAGAAGCAGCAGCACUUGAAGGGCGUCGUUUCUCUCUCUCUCUCAGCAGCAGCAGCAGCAGCAGCAGCAGCAGCAGCAGCAGCAGCAGCAGCAGCAGCAGCAGCAGCGCAGAAAUAACAGAAACCCUCGGGGCUGCGUUUGCUGCUGUCGGGGCCAGAGGCCACGAUGAGGCGAUACUGGCGGCGGCGUUUAGCCCUGAAGGUCGCCGACUGGCAACAGGAGGAGGAGACACGACAGUUCGGCUCUGGGACCUCGACACGGAGACCCCGCUACAAACCCUCCGUCUUCACACCAAUUGGGUUUUGUGUAUUUCUUGGGCCCCCCACGGCCAGCUGCUAGCAUCUGCAGGCAUGGGUUGGGCCCCCGCGGGGGCCCCCCUGAAAGGGCACAGACAGCCGGUAACCAGCCUCGUCUGGCAGCCGCUGCAUUUGGUUUCUGAUGAGGAUGCAGCAGCAGCAGCAGCAGAAGCAGAAGCAGCAGCAGCAGCAGCAGCAGCUGCUGCUGCUGCAGCAGCAGCAGCAACAGGAAAGGGAGAGGAAGACCGCACGAAGAGCGACACAAACAAGUCCCAGAACGGUAGCAGCAGCAGCAGCAGCAGCAGCAGCAGCAGCAGCAGCAGCAGCAGCGGCGCAAACAAAAACAACAGCAAUAGCAGCAGCAGCAGCAGCAGCAGCAGCAGCAGCAGAAGCAAAGGAAAGGGAAAACAAGCAGCAGCAGCAGCAAAAGGAAAAACCACAAACGUAUCUGCUGCCUGGAGGACCCGUCUGGGGUUUCCUCUCCCCAGCCUAUUGCUCGCAAGCGGCAGCAAGGACUGCACUGUGCGGCUGUGGCGGCCGGGGCAGCAGCAGGCGCUGCGGGUGCUGUCGAUGCACAGCCAGGGGAUAACAAACCUCCGGUGGUCUGGGGGCCCCCACGGCUACCUCUUCAGCGCCGCGCGAGACACCACGGUGAAGGUCUGGAACCCCCAGACGGGGGCCCUUGUGAAGGAACUCAAAGAAAUGAAAGAAGCUGCACAAAAACAAUUUGAUGCCUUCAUAAAGGAGUGCGGCAAUGAAUCUAUACUUUCGGGGUCUGAUGAUUCGACUCUGCUGCUGCGGCGGCUGACGAAGGGAGGAGGGUUUGAGGAGGUUGGGAGAAUGACAGGCCACCAGAAACUCAUCAACUGUGUCUGCUUUUCCCCUGACGGCCUCACCAUCGCCUCUGGCUCAUUCGACAAAUCCAUCAGGGUUUGGAACGGCACAACAGGUCAAUACCUCGCGACGCUGCGGGGGCAUGUGGGCCCCGUCUAUCAGCUGGCUUGGGUUUGGGGGUUGGAGGCUCCCUCAGUGGAGCUGGGCUUGCGAAGUGGGAUCGACGGAACACCCUUGGAGACUGCUGCUGCUGUUGCUGCUGCUGCUGCUGCUGCUGCUGCUGCUGCUGCUGUUGCUGCUGCUGUUGCUGCUGUGGUUAUGGGUCUGUUAGCGCAGCGGAGACAGCACGCUGAAGGUAUGGGAUAUAAAUAA
Messenger RNA from Eimeria mitis, 2034 nucleotides. Its product is annotated as WD-repeat protein, related. Gene Ontology annotation, molecular function: protein binding. Gene Ontology annotation, biological process: ribosomal large subunit assembly. Gene Ontology annotation, cellular component: nucleolus. The record is from RefSeq and is a predicted model, not a curated record. NCBI's taxonomy places the organism in Eukaryota, Apicomplexa, Conoidasida, Eucoccidiorida, Eimeriidae. The transcript is spliced from 16 exons. Bases 1 to 2034 code for a protein of 677 amino acids.